Molecule: messenger RNA, 1770 nt
Organism: Geodia barretti
Lineage: Eukaryota; Metazoa; Porifera; Demospongiae; Tetractinellida; Geodiidae
Source: the annotation of a GenBank genome assembly
AUGUUAAAAUUGGUGCCUACAGGCCCCCAGUUCCUUGCGAUUCUGCGUACUUCUCGCCUCAGUGCGAUAUGGAUUUGCCCAGUGUCUGAGAGCAUUCUCGUAGCCGUCGCCUGGCCUUACGCCAACGGUCCCCUGCACCUUGGGCAUGUGGCCGGCUGCUACCUGUCCGCUGACAUCUUCGCUCGCUACCACCGCCUGAAGGGCAACCGGGUGCUGAUGGUCUCAGGCAGCGACACCCACGGCACUCCCAUCACCAUCCGGGCCGAUCAGGAGGGAGUUACGCCCGCCGAGGUCGUCGACCGCUAUCAUGCACUGUUCCUUGAAUCGUGGGAAAAGCUGGGGAUCUCCUUCGACCUGUUCACUCACACCAACACUGACAAUCACGAGGCCGUAACCCACGACAUUUUCAAAACGUUGUUCGACAAGGGCUACAUCUACACCGACAACACGCUGCUGGCGUACUGUGGUCAGUGCGUCCGCUUCCUUCCCGAUCGCUACGUCGAGGGCACCUGCCCCCACUGCGCGAAUACCCGCGCCCGGGGAGACCAGUGCGACGCCUGCGGGCGCACCCUGGACCCCCAGGAUCUCGUGGAGCCUCGCUGUGCCCUCAGCGGAGACACGCCGGAAUUUCGCGAGUCUGAGCAUUUCUUCUUGCGGCUUUCCGCUUUCCAGGAGCCGUUGCUGGAAUGGGUAAACAAGCAGUCCCACUGGCGUGCCAACGUCCUCAAUUUCACCCGCAGAUUUCUCGAGGACGGCCUGCACGACCGGGCUAUAUCCCGUGACCUGGACUGGGGAGUUUCCAUUCCGUUGGAAGGAUAUGAGUCCAAGAAAAUUUACGUGUGGUUCGAGGCGGUGAUCGGCUAUUUGUCGGCGGCAGUGGAGUGGGCCAAGAUUCAAGGAGAACCGGAUAGCUGGCAGGAUUUCUGGAAAGAUCCAAAGAGCCGCUCCUAUUACUUUAUCGGGAAGGACAAUAUACCUUUCCACAGCAUCAUUUGGCCGGCGAUGAUAAUGGCCUACGGAAACGAUCUGAAUCUGCCCUACGACGUGCCCGCAAAUGAGUUCCUGAGCCUGGAGAACCAGAAAUUCUCCACCAGCCAGAACUGGGCCGUCUGGGUGCCCGACUACCUUGAGCGCUACGACCCCGACCCGCUGCGGUAUCUGCUCUCGGUGAACAUGCCCGAGUCGGGGGACUCCGACUUCUCCUGGGGCGAAUUCGUCCGCCGGAAUAACGAAGAAUUGGUGGCGACUUACGGCAAUCUCGUCAACAGGGUACUGACCUUCGCUUACCGCAACUUCGACGGCCGCAUCCCCACGCCGGGCGUACUGGACGAGACCGAUCAGGCUAUGCUGGAGGCUGCCCGCGCGGCGAUGGCUGAGGUGGACGCGAGCCUCUACGGAUGCCGGUUCAAGGCGGCAAUAUCCCGAAUCUUCGCCCUGGCCCAGGAUGCCAACCGGUACCUGGACACCAAGGCCCCAUGGCGCAGCAUCAAGGAGGAUCGCGAGUCCGCUGCCACCAGUCUCUGGGUGUCCAUCGCAGUCAUCAGCUGCCUCAAGACACUCCUGCACCCCUUCAUGCCUUUCAGUUCCCAGCGCCUCCACGAAUACUUGGGACAGGAUGGCCGGGUCGAGGAUGGCAGUUGGGAUUUCGACGCUGCCGUCGCCGCAGUGGCAGGCGGACGAGAAAUGCGCCGUCCUGCUCCUCUGUAUAGUAAGCUUGAGCCAGAGGUUAUUGAUCAGGAAGUCGCCCUCUUGGGCGUUUCUGCCAGUUAG